Candidula unifasciata is the source of this 5907-nucleotide messenger RNA. The record is from the annotation of a GenBank genome assembly. Lineage: Eukaryota; Metazoa; Mollusca; Gastropoda; Stylommatophora; Geomitridae.
AUGUUGCAGCACACGACCGCCUACUGCACCAGCCUUGUGGAGCAUGUCUACGCCUUCCUCUGCCACUUCCUGCUCAGCUACAAGGGAUACGUGGUUGUCAACAUCUUAAUCCUUGGUCUGAACCUAAUCGUGCUGAGGACCGUUAACUACUACAUGUCCAAGAGGAACGCCAAGAACCCAUACAGUCUGCGGAUCACCUCAGCAAAGUUUCAACGGAUAGGGCACACCAGGCCAGGACGUCUUCUGAGCGGUCAAGGAAGCGCUGUCAAAGUGCCCAAUCGAGAUGUUCCCAGGCGGCAGACACUGAAUGCAAGCAGCAGACAUCACAGAUCCCCUGUAGUGACCUCACAGACCCCCAGGAAGGCGAGAAAGGCAACUCCAGCGUGCCAGAAGUUUCUGACUCCUCCGACGCCCCUACCGUCUCCAUACAAUGGCAAGAAGCAGACAGCCGGUGACAAAUGCGACGAGACCCUGGACGAGAUCACCUGGGCGUGCGAUGAGUCUCGUUCUUCCCUGGCCAACAUGACUAAGGCGGCUAAAUACUGCGACUCUCAGGUGCAGACACCCUCUGCUAAAGAUGUCCGAGUGACUAAAAGCUCCCACGUUUGCAGACGAAUGGGGAAGAGCACGGAUGUUCGAGAAGAAGCGAGGCAGGAAGACGAAGGCAACAUUUUAUCUCCACAGGAGAACCAGCAGAAAAGUGAAAGAGUAAAACAGGGUGGUAAAAAAAGACAGAAGGACGAGGAUAGGCAGAACAAAACGAAGAGCGUUGCCAUGAAGAAGAAAACAGGGAAAUUGAAACAGAGGCACAAAAAGGUUUCAAGAGGUGUGAACACACUGCAACAAACUCCAAGUGGGCAACAGCAUGAUUUUGACGGGGACGAACUGGGUAAGAUGGUGUCCACAGAUUUGAGAGCUGAGGUCAACCGAGAAAUGUCUGCACCUUGUGUUGAGAGGAAAGUGCUCUUGAACGAAGCCAGGGCCAAACGGAUGAGGAUGAAGCAGCUGACAUCUCCGAGGAUAAUGGAGACAUUGAAGAACUCAUCCGGGGACAGCAAGAAUUCCAUGGAGGAGAGCGACCUCGACCUGGGGGGCUCCGAGCAGUUCCAUGGCAACCGCAGCGAGUCCAGUCUGGUCUGCAAACGGGACAGUUGGAUCUGGUUUUCGCCGGACAUGCGGCCCAGCGUCGAGGAUUUCGCUGCCAGACAGAGAAAGUUCAGAAGCCGGGAUCCCAGAGUGGCCGAGCUGGCCUUUGAGAUCAGUAGACAAGAAGAGAUGAACAGAGACAUAGAACGCGCCGCCGAGUCUCUCAUUGACAGCUCUUCUCCGUCCACUUGCAAACUCCACGACGCAAGGGUGCUCUGUGGACAUGUCUCCCAGAAGAGUCUGUGUGGCGCCAUGAAAACCCGAGCCAGCAGGAAGUCCAGGGUCACGCCGUAUGCACUUCCUGAGGUCAACAAGCUGCCCGUUUCUUCCGUGUCCAAUCUAGCCAGCGGUGAUCAUGCAGCACCUGAUAGCAAUGAAUAUAACGACGGAGUUUCUGCCGGGAAAGCUGUGUCCUCUGACCUUGUGAAAAUACUGCCAACAAAAACGACGCCUGAUAAACAAGCAGAGAAAGUCAAAGAUUCUAGGACGCCGACCCCAAAACGCAGAAAAGCGCGCCAGAAAAUGACAAACCAGCAGACGAGAAGUCAAAGCCAGAGCGUCGUUUGUGCAGAAAAGCGCAGUACGCCACCAGUUCGCUCGGAACAUCCUAAACACGAGGCGAACCCGAGUCCCCCCGAGGGAGGCUCGGUGCCACACCCUGUUAACUGGUACAACUCACCUGCAGCGAGUGUAAUCAGGAGGAUGUAUACACCCAGCAGGUACUCCCCUCUCUACGACAACACUACCCUAGUCUGCAGCACCCAGUGCUCUCUCUGCUCCCUGGUGUCCAGUUCAUUGGAGCACACAAAAGCCAACCCCGAAAACAAUCGGGCUACUAAAACUGAGCUCACGGAUGAAGACAAUCAGCGGCAAAGUCGCCUUUUACACAACGGUCAACACAGCUCGCCAGUUGAAAUCAAACAUUCCCCAGGAGAGAUAAAUCUGCUUUCAGCGAAAUAUACCAGUACGGACAAGCUCACGUCUCCAAAACGACGGAAAUAUAAAGAGCUGUCUGAAAGCUCGCUUAUGUCGAAGGAGGAAGCCGAAAGCUGCCCAGAAUCCCCGUGUAACCUACUAGAAAGUUACAGGAACCGACUGUCACCCAGGUGGAGAUCAUCGAGAAGCUCUCCAAGGAAAAGACGAUUUUCAGAUCGAGUAGUGACCUGUUCAAGCCGCCUGACCCCGGAAAGUCGGAUGGAGAGCUACAAGUGUGCAAGGAGGAGCCCUCAGCUGACAUUCUCAACUGGAGAGUCAGAGUCGGAUUCUGUCUACAGGGAUAAGUCAGUAGGUCCUGAUGCCAGCUACAGGCAGUGUAUGAUCAGCAAGGAGGUGAACACGACCGUCCAGAGGCUUCUCUUCGACACAGAGAAGAGCUCCUCAUCACAUAGCCCGUCUAGCAGGUCUAGAGUUCCGUUUCCAGACGUGAACACAGAUGACGAUUGUAACAAAGGGCCGAAAUGUGACACCACAAACAUAAUAAACGUAUCACAUGUGAGGGAGAGCUGUACGCAGAUUAACAUCUCCAGGAAUUCUCCGCCAAAUGUUCUUGAAACCGGCGGAAGCAAACAGGAUUCUGGGAGUGAGAAGCACAGUUCCUGUUUACACGAAGAUCAGUUAAUGGAGGUCAUGAACCCGCCGACAUCUUUCAUUACUUCCGCUUCUCAGACAUGCUGCGCGUGUCACAAAACAACUCAAAAAUUUACAAAUAUUUACGCCCGAGAUUACUAUCUCGGCAAAAAGGUGACACUAAAGAAGCAACGAGAAGCCAGGGCCAGCGUCCAUUCUUCCAAAUGGAAGAAGUUAGAUAUAGCAUGGUGCGCCAACACACCGUGUGCUUUACGGUCAUCACAAAACAAAUCUAGGCUAUCCUCAUCCAAGCGUGACUGCAGUUUUACACGAGAAUCACUGAGGCAUAAGCCAGGUAUGAAAAUGCUGACGUAUGCCUCUCGGCAUUCUCAAAGAUUUCACACUUCGGUUGGCUGCCAAGUCACGCAGACAGUUUCGGCAACAUCAGCGCACAGUUUAUUUAGGGACAGUUUGGCAUUUGGGGCAAACAAUGACCAGGAAAUGAAUCGAAGUGCCUGGAAACUUUCCCCAAUGAGCAACAGUUGUACGCUACAGGCCCAGAGCUCCGUCAAGUGCAAGAAACCAAAAGUCGGCUUCUAUGAAACAUGCGAUAAGAAGACAGCUAUAAUAAAUUUACCGUCUCCUUAUAAUUCUUGGUUACCAGAAAGCUCCAUUGUUUCCCCUAGCAAAAAGCCUCACGUCCAACCACGCUCUACUGGCUCUGCACAUCGCUGUAAGAAAGAAGACCCCGUCCAGACCGAUACGUGCACGCUUCUAGCGACAGUUUCCAAGAACAACUCUUCCAGCAAUGUGUCCUACCCCAUCGACAAGUCAAUCCCAACAGACAAGCCAGGUCUCUUCUCAAAGACUGCCCAAUUUUAUUUUGUAAGGGGAACAAAACUGAGUCCUAAUAAUAGCCGCAACGAAAGAGCCAGCUCAGGCAAUGCUAAACUUACCGCAGACCUUCAUAUUGAUAGGUUUCAGAAUUCUCGGAUACCUGGUCCACAGUGGAAGUCAAGCGUAUCUCUAGAACCUAAUACUUCAGAGAUAAUCUCUGAAAUAAAGAUUACCAAUAAACACGAAUCUAAAGACAAUGCACCCGCAGCACGUACAACAAAUCCGGUUAUUCCAGCGUGUUUCGCUUUUUCUGGUCUAGGAAAGUACCAGACCCGAGUGACAACUGAAAGAUCCAGCGGUUGUAGUCAGCAAGACGUACACGAUUUUGACAAACAACAAAUGCACCCUGUUGUGAGCUCUAACGCCAAAUCUCAAGAGGUCACGGAUGAUGGGAUGCAUUAUUCUGACCAGAACCCGACUGGAUCAUCCAUCCUGCCACAUCCCUUUACGAGCAAGGGAGACAAUCCACGUGAAGGUAGAGUUAUGGCCCGAGAAGAUGGCCGAGCAUCAACAUCUGAAUUGCUGAAACAUUUUGAUGCUGACACCGCUGACGUCGACCAGUGCAGCUCGACAACCCCCAUUCUAGCAUCGGCUGUUAAGCAGUGUUCGAAUCCCGACUCCGGCUACGACGAGUCGCUGUCAGAAAAAGCUAACGGCGACGGCAGCUUUCAGACGUCUGUUAGCACUGCUGUAGAAUCCUAUAGACCUGGCUUCAGUCCACAGUGGUUCAGACAGCAUAUGUGUAACUUGGAGUAUCAAGAUACCAAAUCUUGGUCCGUAUCUCCCGUGUCUGAGGCAUCUCCGAGCUCAGAUCACGCUCACAGAAGCCAUAUGUCUAACGAUUGCGACUCUGAGCAGGAUACCUUGCCGUCCCUCUCUGACGAUACAUUUCAGACUGCCGGCAACUGUGAUCCAUUCAUCCACCAACUUCCAGACAAUUUUAGAUGUGACCACAAUGCUCAACCAUUCUCGUUUAUUAAGGAUAUCGCAAGGCAGGGUAUUUAUCAGCAUUCGUCACCUACCACACUAACGGAAGCACAUAGCGGGAACGUUUUUACACAAGAUCUAACGCCAAUUCCUGGAAAAAACAAAGCACAUCAUGAUGUGACAUGGCCUCAUAACCUUCAGCACACAGUCGGUGAUACAGGAAGCAAAAGACAGUCAUCAACUGACAGCAACCGGUUCUAUCCCAAUGAAUCAAAUUUGACCGUCGGAUCCGAAAUGGUUAGUAGCCACACGGAAAUGAUUCCUAUGUCACCAGCAUCUGUUGGAUCUAAACAAGCUAACCACUCUCAAGAGAUGACCCAUGUUCUGAAGAUGUCACCGGAAGAUACAUCUCACAACGCUGAUCUUAGCAACACCAGCCUUGGCAACAUCGGUCUUAGCAACACCGCUCCGGCCCACUUCAGUGCUCAAGUACCUACUAUUUUACACUUUCCAGCUAAAUCUUCAGAAACAUUUAUCGUGGACACAGAGCAUCUAGAGACAGCCACUCAAGCCAACACGACACCGACAGGGCCACGUAGGACCAUACCCACACCGGAGCGACACGGAGCAGAACUUUCCAGAGCUCAAAGCACGUCACCGUCUUAUUCAGGGUUACCAAAUUCCAGAGUUUCAAAUUUGGAACAGUCUGACAAAGGCAUCGCUAAUGUCUGGUCAACGAAGCCACAGAACGAACAAAGCUGUAUUUCAGCUUUACCUACCUUUGAAUCGCAAGAUUCAAAAGAAACAUACGCAACUUCAAGGUUAAGAGCACAGAUAACGACAAAUACGGUCCUGGAUUUGUCCUCUUCAGCAAUGUCCAGUCCCGACGAGAACGCCAUGGAUGUGCCAGGUAAUGGAACUGAUCUUCCAGACAAAGACAGAGGUUUCACAGGAGACAGUGAUGUGAAGACGGUAGUCAUCCCUUGUCGUGUACAGGUGUGUGCAGCAGCGACACUUGAAGAUGAGCUACCUGAAUCUAUCAUGCUGCCCCCGACAUCCUCUGACGAAGAAGAUGCGACAGGGGCCGACGGUUGCUCGGACACACUUGCAUACACACCCGACAAUAUAACAAACUUUAGAAGUACAAACGACGACUGGGCAACGGGAUGGGCCACAACGACUUGUACAGAAAACACAACACGCGACCCACAAUGUUGGCAAACAGACAAAAGAGAGCAUAUCCUUACGAACGAAGCACAGCAGAACAAUAGCAAACAACGAUCAGCUAGACGCAUUUCAAAUCAGGCAAAAAGUAAAGUGUUUAUUUCAGACAGAAGUAUGGCUUUUUCUGAAAUAUUAAAACGGUUUUGA